This is a messenger RNA of Aptenodytes forsteri (emperor penguin), 3387 nucleotides long. It is a transcript of the gene RNASET2, whose product is annotated as ribonuclease T2. The transcript has 11 exons. Gene Ontology annotation, molecular function: ribonuclease T2 activity; RNA binding. Bases 277 to 1044 code for a protein of 255 amino acids. Gene Ontology annotation, cellular component: extracellular region. The record is from RefSeq and is a predicted model, not a curated record. Lineage: Eukaryota; Metazoa; Chordata; Aves; Sphenisciformes; Spheniscidae. Gene Ontology annotation, biological process: RNA catabolic process.
GCCAGGCUUGCCCUAAAACCACUGCUGCGCAAGUUCUGCUUUGAAUUGUACUUUGUGAGACAAGUAGUGAGAAGGUUCUGCAAAAAACUUGCUGUGUCAGUGGAUGGUUCACAAGGUGGUAGGCAGAUCGUGCAUGGUUUCAUAGAGGCUGUCUCAGGUUUAUAACAAGAACAGAAACUAAUCUGGUUUUAGCAGCGAUUUUUUUAACAUCAGUUUAGUAGUCGACUGGCAUUUAGAGAGAAUUUCAUACUUCAUUUCCACUAUUUGAUUAGCAAAAUGAAGCCUGCAAAGCUGCACUAUUGGAUUCUGGGUUGGUUUUCUAUGGCAUUAUGUUGUUGGUGUACUUCAGAUAAAUUCACACAAAGUGACAACCACCCUCAUACCUGGAAAAAGCUCUAUCUUGCUCAUCAUUGGCCAGUGACUGUAUGUAAGAUGAGUGAUCAUGAUUGUCAAGACCCUCCAGAGUACUGGACAAUCCAUGGACUGUGGCCUGACAAAACUGAAGAGUGUAAUAGGACGUGGCAUUUCAAUGUCACCGAGAUUAAGGAUCUUAUGUCAGACAUGAGACGCUAUUGGCCUGAUGUGCUUCAUUCGUCUCUGAAUCGCACCCAGUUCUGGAAACAUGAGUGGGAGAAACAUGGCACUUGUGCAGCCACACUUCCGGUCCUUAAUUCUCAGAAGAAAUACUUCGGUAAAGCUUUAGAACUCUACCAGCACGUUGAUCUUAACAGUUGUCUCCUGAAAGCUGGGAUAAAGCCAAGCAGUUCAUAUUACCAGAUGAAUGCAAUAAAGGAAGCUCUUACAAGAUUUUAUGGUGUAACGCCAAAGAUCCAAUGUCUUCCUCCAGAAGAGGGUGAAAAAGCACAAACAAUUGGUCAGAUUGAAUUCUGCUUCACCAAAGAACUGCAGCUGAGAAACUGCACGGCGCCGAAGGGUGACUCCGACCCAAUGCAGGCUGACCUGAAGCUUGGAACUGAGGAGCUGUCUGUCUGCAGUGAUACCCUCCCAACCUAUUAUCCUUCACAGGUCCAAGAUCACAAAUGAAGCUAUAAGAGUUUGAAAAACUCUUUAAACAGCAACAAAACCUUUAAACAUUAUGCCUUGGAAAGCAGUCUUGACUUAGCAAUAUUACAAAGCCCUGUCCAUAUCACAGGCAUGCUGUGAAGAUUUCUGCUGGAAAACACACUUCUUUUGCCAUUAAAGAAGAAUGGUCCGCAUCGUGAUAUCAGUUACACAGGCUGAAGUAUUGAAUUGUGGCUCUGAUAUUGAUGGGAUCAGAAUCUGAUUUACAGUUUUGCCUGGACUUUUCGGGUUGCUUAUGGUUUGAAUCAAUGUUCAAAAGAGAACUGUGACUUCUUAGUUUCACUUGCAGUUAGGUCUGCCACUUCAGCCACUUUUGGUUUUUGCCAGUGAGUCAGGGAAAUUAAGUCAUUCUUUGUUUUGAAAGGGUGCUUGUCCCUCUGAGAUGAGAUGACAAUUUCUUGAGAAGAAAAUACUGUAAACAAAAAGAACUUAGAAACCUGUCUGGAGGUCCUUUCCCAGACAUAAUACCCACUGCCUUGCAUAAAUUUGCUCUCCAGAAGUGCUGAACAGAGGCCACGUCCUCUAAGGCAUUAAACCUUUCCUCACUUAGAGAUCACGGCGGACCAAAGAUGACAACUUUUGCAUAACUUCUUAGUGAAUGAAACAACAUUCACCAGGUUUUGGCACUUCUGCCGAAAGGACCCCAGGAAGACUGUAUUUGUAGCCUUACCUAUUCUUUGAUUGAUUUUCCUACAGUAGCUCCAUAGAGUCUUGAAAAACAACCAAUCUUAGAACUUACUUGCUAGUACAGGAAAAUGUUAGGCCCUAGAAAUACGUUGUUAUUAAGUUUUCAUUGUAUUUGAACAUUUAGCAUUACCACACGUGUGAGUGCCUGCAUUUUUAUUUAAAUAUGAGAUUAUCACAUAAUCACUUUGUUCCAAGAAACAGCUUUUUAUAGGUGAAACAGUAAAUACUACAGGAUUUUCAGUGAAAAGUACAAAUGUUAGCAGUAGUGCAUCUCUAUCCCAGAAUAAUUAAUAACAUGCCACAAAGCUGGAUGUUUCCAAAGGGGACCAAAUUUGGAUGACAUCCUCUACAUAGUGCUGUGUUGAUGUAAGUGUCUCAAAUUGUCUUUCAAAGAAAGACAAUUACGGCUCAAGGAACCAUCUGUUAGAAGAAUAUUACUGUGGAUACAUGAAAUGCGGUGUUAGGAACAAAUUUGUUAUGGCUUUUGGGGUUAGAAACCAUUCACAUUUACUCUCCUUUUUGACUGUCCCUGUUUCUCUACCACCUUUCAUUUAAGGCUCUGUUACCUUGCCAUUCUAGAAUGCUGUCAGUUUUUUAGUCCUUUCUUUAGAAACUCGGAUAUUUAUUUAUUUUAACAGUUAAGAAAUUAGUAUGAUCUGCACUCUGUUGUAUCUGUAAUUCAGUAGAGGGAGGGCUUCUCUUUCAAAAUUUGUCUUCCUUCCCGAGAGGGGGAAUAUACUAAUGUAUACUAAUACUAAAUAGUAAUGAGAUCUAGUGUUUUUAUAGUAGCCAUGGCAUGUUCAGGUCAUGUUGAACAUGACCAGAAGAAUCACAAUUCUUCAUUCCCCCAUUUCUGCCAUCUUGUUCUAAGCAAGAAAAAGUAGGGAGACUGAACUAAAAUGCUUAAAAGGACUAGAAUGUUCUUGUUUUUUGUGGAAUCUUUUUGAGAUCACUAAUAUUUUUUUCCUUCUAAUUACAAAAAUUAUCUUAGCCUAAAGAAAACAAAUACUUGUUGGAAAAAAUGCAUUUCUCUGCGAAGGAGCAGCCCAAGGCUCAUGUAUUUUUUUUAAACUCUCUCUCCAACUCUUUCAAAUAGUGCUUAGAUGGUGCGUAGGUUUGGGGUGGACUACAUAGAGUGCAAACAACUUAGAAUGGACAUUAAUUUACAAUUCAUGUCAUAAGGGUUGUUUGGUUUUUUUUUUAGAGCAGCAAGACUCACCUUUUCCUCAAAAUUGUGCUUUUUUUUAAUGGUUUGGAUUUUUUUUGUCCUUUGGCGAAGUGCCUUGUUCUCCUUUUCCUUUCAAAGUUCUGAGAGUGCAGUGCCAUAUCCUUGCUUGUUAAGCUAAUCAGCAGUGAGGGAAGUGGAAACAGAGGUUGGGAAUUACUAUCAGUAGCAUUGGUUCUUGCACAGACAUACGCUUAAUGGAAGCUCAAAUCAAUAGCCUGUUUGUUGCUUUUUUUUAAUUGCAGUGUAAAUUUUAUUCUUUUUUAUAAUGCCAAAUAAUGCUUAGGGAGACAAAAUAUACAGUAUGAGUUCUCUGCAGUUCAAGUGACAUGAGGAAAAACUUCUUUACUGAAAGAGUGGUUAAACGUUGGAAGAGGCUGCCCAGGGAAGUG